GCCGUGGUGUUAAAAUGGCAGUGGAUUUAUUUAGACUGGUUCAGAAUGGAUGUACUGCAAGGCAGUUAACGCUGGUUACAGAAAAGGGAUCUGACGUCAACAUUUCUAAUGAGGAAAAAGAAUCCCUGCUCAUGUUUACUAUGGCGAACUCCCGAGCCCCAGGAGAGAGGAAAGCAGAGCUAAUCCGGGCACUUCUACAGCGGGGUGCUGACGUCAACGCCAGAAACGCCAAAGGACAGACGACUUUUAUGUACGCUUGCAUCAUGAACCAAGUUAAACCGCUCAAAGUUCUCCUGGAACAGGCAGAUUUAAACGUGAAUAUCCAAGAACGAGAUGGGAACACAGGCUUGAUGUAUGCAUGCUCGAUCGGAAACGAACAAGUUGUGGAAGUCUUGCUGGAAGCUCACCAUCGGAAGAAAAUCAAUAUACUUUUUGACCUUAUGAACUCCAGAGGUCAGACAGCCUUGGACCGUGCACAAUCCAUGCACCGUGAAAAGAUAUUGAAUGUAUUUUCAAAAUAUUCAAUUUCAACCGACAGCAGAUUUAAACCGACAUUUUUGAAACCCAAAAAGGAACCAUUAUCGAGGAUCAAGAAACAAGAUACAGGAGGAAAGUCGAAAAAGUCGAGUAUGUCUUCGGUUUUGGCGGGCUCCGACACUGAGGAUGAGCUAGAGGACUUCGGCAAACUUGUCCGCACUAUGCGUGAAUGCGCAGCGGAAGUUAAACAAUUAUGCUACGACCAGAAUAUUUCGUAUGAUAAAGGAAAUCCGAAAACCCCAAAAUUUCGCAAGAAUAACAAAACAAACAGACCAAAAGUGGAGAACAAAACUUUCAAUACACCACGCAUAGAGAUUCAUCCCGAUUCUGGCGGGUUAACAAACGAGCAGAAACAUUCUGUUAAAUCAGAGGCUGCAAACUCUUCUCAAAGUUCUCAAUCAGCGAAAAAGGGAAACGGGAAAACUAGAGGUUUUAACCAAACACUCUCUCCGAAAGUUCCAAAUUUAGAACUUCCAAGUAGAGAAGAAACACCUUGCGAAACGUCAGUAUUACAAGAAAGUGCCAUAGUUUCAAAGAGUAAAAGAAACCAAUCCUUGACAAGACAUAGUGCCAAAUUUCGAGAAUUUUCAGUGGAUACUAUGUUUUCGAAGGGGGAAUCAGUCCAUUUACAUAAUCGUGACACAAACGGUACCAAUAGAUCAGCCACAAGUCCGGCUGUAUUGGAGUCAGCAUUUAGGGACCCAUGGUCCACAUUCGGUGACCCACUCCCCGGAAUAAAUAACUCACAAAAUUCCAAAAACACACUGUAUUUACCUCCUCUUAAUGGUACCCCGGGAGGAGAAAACAGUAAAAGUCGGGUAAAACCGGGAAAAGCCAAGAGCGCAGAUAAAGACAUUUGGCAGUUACGGGAAGGUCCACCAGCAUCACGGGAAACUCAAGAUCGCUAAAAAGGAAAGACAACAUUGUAAAUAGAAAUUUCCAAUUUAGGAUUAGUAAUUAGGUUUUAAUUCUACAUCAGUAAUCAGGAUCAAUAUUUUUAUAGAAAUAGCAUAGCUACAUAUUGAUUAGAAGGCAAUCUUGAAGAUAGCAAAAAAUAAUUUUCGGAAAAAUAUAUUAGAAAAUCAAUUUCAUUACACUUUUUGAAUUGCUAUGUAUUUUAUCCACCCGGCCAGUACCAGGAUUCUAAUCAAUACGCUUCAUUUGAAGAGAAAAUAAAACAAGAGAGAUUAAUUACUAGUUAGGGUAGUUAAAUGGGGUUCAAUAUUCAAUGCAAUUAAGAAGACGGCAAAUAAUAAUUUCGGGAAGGUGCUAUAAUACGGGCUUAGCAGACGUCUUUCUUCAGUAGGUGUAAAUUACCAGUUGAUCUGGGUUUUUCAAUAAAUCUUUUAUUUAGUAUAGGAGCAGCGUUACUAUUUCACAAUUCAAUACACGAAUUUUCUGUUAUCCAAUUGAUUGUUUCUUUGUUACGCAACAUCUACUGUGUAAUAAAAGCAAACAUUAUUUUCUUAUUAAUUCCAGGCAUGUCCUGUUUGAUCUACA
Messenger RNA from Saccostrea echinata, 2037 nucleotides. RefSeq lists its product as uncharacterized. The record is from RefSeq and is a predicted model, not a curated record. Lineage: Eukaryota; Metazoa; Mollusca; Bivalvia; Ostreida; Ostreidae. The coding region runs from base 15 to 1445 and encodes 476 amino acids. Gene Ontology annotation, molecular function: protein binding. The transcript has 3 exons.